Molecule: messenger RNA, 2748 nt
Organism: Jaculus jaculus (lesser Egyptian jerboa)
Lineage: Eukaryota; Metazoa; Chordata; Mammalia; Rodentia; Dipodidae
Gene: Golga5
Product: golgin A5
Exons: 13
Coding region: 187-2376 (729 amino acids)
Biological process (GO): Golgi organization; retrograde transport, vesicle recycling within Golgi
Cellular component (GO): Golgi membrane; Golgi cisterna
Source: RefSeq, a predicted model, not a curated record
GGUCCUCGCCGCAGCUUCCACGUCUCCCGGAAGAGGUAUCCGGGGAGGUCCGCGAAGGCUUGGGGAGCCUGGGUCCUCUCCGGGCCGGCUGCUGAGGGGCCUCGGGCCCAGGAGGGCGACGAGACCGGCCGCGGUGCAGCCGCUCGGCGUCCCCAGGGUUGUCCAUAGGAUUAUUCUGCUACCAUCAUGUCUUGGUUUGCUGAUCUUGCUGGAAGGGCAGAAGAUCUUUUAAACCGAGUUGAUCAAGGUGCUGCAACAGCUCUUAGAAAGGAGAACGCCAGCAACAUCUUACACAACAAAAAUAUUGACUAUCCUGAAGCUCAUGAGCAAAACACAGAUUUGACUUAUCAGACUGGAUCAAAAGCUGCCUAUAUUUCCUCAGCGGCUGAUAACAUUCGGCAUCAGAAAGCCACCAUCUUAGCUGGCACUGCAAAUGUGAAAGUGGGAUCCAGGACAUCUGGGGAGGCCUCCCAUCCUGCUGAGAACACAUCUGUCCCUAGGCCUUCAUCCCAGUUUGUUCGAAGGAAAAAGUCAGAACCUGAUGAUGAGCUGCUAUUUGAUUUUCUUAACAGUUCCCAAAAAGAGCCUACUGGAAGAGUAGACAUCAAGAAAGAGAAGGGCAAGGCACCUCUCUUUCCGAGUUCUCAGACACCAAGUGUCAGUUCUGUGGAUACUAAUGUAACUACUGUCAAGGCUGCUGAAGAAAGUUCUGGGAGCCAGAGCCAUGAAGUUAAUAGUUCAGCUUCUAUCCCCAAAGGCCAUGAGGAUUCUUCAAAGGAAAGCACUUCAUCAGAUGCCACUUGCACUGACCACAACCCAACCCCAAGUGAUGACAGCAGAUCCCAUGAGCUGUCUAAUCUGCGACUGGAGAACCAGCUAUUGAGGAAUGAAGUGCAGUCUUUAAAUCAGGAAAUGGCUUCAUUGCUUCAGAGAUCCAAAGAAACCCAAGAAGAAUUAAAUAAGGCAAGAGCAAGAGUUGAAAAAUGGAAUGUUGACCAUUCAAAGAGUGAUCGGAUAACCCGUGAACUCCGAGCCCAGGUUGAUGACCUUACUGAAUCUUUGGCUGCCAAGGAUUCCCAGCUGGCUGUACUCAAAGUGAGACUGCAGGAGGCUGACCAGCUGCUGAGUACCCGCACAGAAGCAUUGGAAGCUUUACAAAGUGAAAAGUCACGAAUAAUGCAGGACCACAAUGAAGGUAGUAGCCUACAAAAUCAAGCUCUGCAAACGCUUCAGGAGAGGCUGCAUGAAGCAGAUACCACUCUAAAGAGAGAGCAAGAGAGCUACAGACAAAUGCAGAGUGAGUUUGCUGAACGCCUUAAUAAAAUGGAAGUAGAGCGUCAGAAUUUGGCAGAAGCAGUUACUCUGGCAGAAAGAAAAUAUUCUGAUGAGAAGAAGAAAGUUGAUGAACUACAACAGCAAGUCAAGCUACACAAGUCAAACUUGGAUUCUUCUAAGCAGGAGCUCAUUGACUAUAAGCAGAAAGCUACUAGGAUACUCCAAUCUAAAGAGAAGUUGAUCAACAGCUUAAAGGAAGGCUCUGGUUUUGAAGGCCUAGAUAGCAGUACUGCUAACAGCAUGGAGCUAGAAGAACUGCGGCAUGAGAAGGAGCUUCAGAGGGAGGAGAUACAGAAGCUGUUGGGCCAGAUACAUCAGCUCAGAUCUGAGCUACAGGAUAUGGAAGCCCAGCAGGUCAGUGAAGCAGAAUCAGCAAGAGACCAGUUACAGGAUCUGCAAGACCAGAUAGCUGGACAGAAAGCAUCUAAACAAGAACUAGAGACUGAACUGGAACGAAUGAAGCAGGAAUUCCACUACCUGGAAGAAGAUAUGUAUCGCACAAAGAACACACUGCAGACCAGAAUUAAAGACCGAGAGGAAGAAAUUCAAAAGCUCAGAAACCAGCUUACCAAUAAAGCUCUAAGCAACAGCAGUCAGUCUGAGCUAGAAAGUCGACUCCACCAGCUCACAGAGACACUCAUCCAGAAGCAGACCAUGCUGGAGAGCCUCAGCACGGAAAAGAACUCCCUGGUCUUCCAGCUGGAGCGCCUCGAGCAGCAGGUGCACUCUGCCUCCGCAGGGCCAAGCAGUGGCUCCUCCAUCAACAUGUCUGGAAUUGACAGUGGUGAAGGCACACGCCUGCGGAAUGUUCCUGUUCUUUUUAAUGACACAGAAUCUAACCUGGCAGGAAUGUAUGGUAAAGUUCGCAAAGCUGCCAGUUCCAUUGACCAGUUUAGUAUUCGUCUGGGAAUUUUUCUCCGAAGAUAUCCCAUAGCACGCGUGUUUGUAAUUAUAUAUAUGGCUUUGCUUCACCUCUGGGUCAUGAUCGUCCUGCUGACUUACUCACCAGAAAUGCACCACGACCAGCCAUACAGCAAGUGAACCGAGCCCGUCGUGUCCACACGCGGGUCUUCUGGACUGGAUCUGUGUCGAGGACAUUUGCUCAGGACUGCUGAUCAUGGGGCACAGGUGGUUUUGUCACUACAAGCUUUUAACCUUCUAAGUUAUUAUACAAGAACUCUGCUAUAAUGCUUCCUCUUAUUUCCUUCAAAUUGCAAGAGUUUCUAAAACACAGACAAUUUAACAAGCUCUGCUUUUUCUGAGUUCACAGAGAGAAAGAGGAGAGAGAGGAGAAAUACUGGUUGUUGACCUCUGUGUAGAUCUUCCUGUAUUUUAGGUGAUACUGAUUAUGGGUUAUAAUCAGGGAAAAUAACUGUAUUUAGGGAUAAAAAUAAAAAGCUUCCUUUUUGAUAA